Trypanosoma cruzi is the source of this 1637-nucleotide messenger RNA. RefSeq names its product trans-sialidase, putative. Gene Ontology annotation, molecular function: exo-alpha-sialidase activity. The annotation marks the transcript as partial. The record is from RefSeq and is a predicted model, not a curated record. Lineage: Eukaryota; Euglenozoa; Kinetoplastea; Trypanosomatida; Trypanosomatidae. The transcript has a single exon.
AAAAAAUUUAUGGAAAAGAUACUUCCGUUACUCCGUGGACUGAGUUUGAAAAACAACACAAAUCCUUGACAGGGCUGAUUGGCGGCGGUGGAUCGGGUGUUCAGACGAAGGACGGUACGCUUGUGUUGCCCGUGGAAGGCACGAAGGAUGGAAAGGCCGUUUCGCUGAUCAUAUGCUACUCAGUCACUGAGGGUGGGAAGCUGUCGAAGGGGAUGUCUGCCGAUGGCUGCAGUGAUCCCUCCGUCGUGGAGUGGAAGGGAAAACUCAUGAUGAUGACUGCGUGCGAUGACGGCCGCCGCAGGGUGUACGAGAUCGGUGACAAGGGGGAGUCGUGGACGGAGGCACUCGGGACACUCUCGCGCGUGUGGGGCAACAACCAAAAGCGACAUGAGAAGGGCGUUGGAAGCGGUUUCAGCACAGCGACGAUUGGGAACAGGGACGUGAUGCUCGUUACUCUGCCGGUGUAUUCAAACAGAAAGGGAAAAGAAAAGCGUGAACUUCAUCUUUGGCUGACGGACAAUACGCACAUUGUUGAUAUUGGGCCGGUGUCCGGUGAUGAUGACGCUGCCGCCAGCUCCCUGCUGUACAAAAGUGCUGGAGGUGGACAUAAUACUAAUGAGAGGUUGAUUGCACUGUACGAGAAGAAGAAGGGCGAUGGGGAGUCAUCACUCGGUAUGGUCUCUGUGCGUCUGACUGCGCAGCUGAAGCGGGUGAGGGAGGUGCUGGCGACCUGGAAGGAAGUGGACGGCCGUGUCUCCAAGCUGUGCCCUUCAACUGCUGCGAAGAAUCCCUCAACUGGCAAUGGCUGCAGCGCUGUUAAGAUCACGGAUGGGCUGGUUGGCUUUUUGUCCAAAAACUUCUCUGGUAACACAUGGAAGGACGAGUACCUCGGAGUGAACGCCACAGUAAGGAAAGGAACGAAUGGGGUGGCAACAGGGUAUGCGGAUGGAGUGACGUUCCAUGGAGCGUGGGCGGAGUGGCCUGUUGGGAGGCAGGGGGAGAAUCAGCUGUACCACUUUGCGAACCACAACUUCACUCUUGUGGCGACGUUGUCCGUCCACGGUGAGCCGAAGGGAGAUACCCCCAUUCCAUUGAUGGGUGCGACGAUGAAUGACAACAAGAAGACUGUGCUCCUGGGACUGUCGUACGACAAAGAGGGGAAGUGGCAGUUGCUGUGCGGUGGCAAAACGACCAAGGAGCUCCGCAGUAAUUGGGAGCCAGAGACAACACACCAGGUGGCCAUUGUGCUACGGAACGGCACCCAGUGCUCCGCGUACGUCGAUGGUCAGCGUGUGGGAGAUGCGCCAUGUGAAUUGAACAACACGGAUUCGAAAGGAAUCUCCCACUUCUACAUUGGAGGGGAUGGGGGCAGCGCAGGGAGCAAGGAAGACGUGCCUGUGACCGCGACGAAUGUCCUGCUGUACAACCGCCCGUUGGAUGACAAUGCGAUCCGCGUCCUCAACGCAAACAAAAUUUCUAUUCCGAAGCUGACAGGUCUGAAAACAGUGGCGGCAGAAGCAACGGGUGUCGGUGCCGCUCGCCACUUUGGGGCAAAUGGUGAUGGCAGCGCUGUUUGCGGAGGCGGACUGCUGCCGCUGCUCCUUCUGCUGGGACUGUGGGGGAUUGCCGCUUCUUGA